This is a messenger RNA of Oryctolagus cuniculus (rabbit), 1932 nucleotides long. The record is from RefSeq and is a predicted model, not a curated record. NCBI's taxonomy places the organism in Eukaryota, Metazoa, Chordata, Mammalia, Lagomorpha, Leporidae.
GUCUGGAGGACCGGCCCGGCUCGGGCUCCUGGGGUGCUGGCGACCAGAACACCUCCUCCUUCGACCCCGGCCGGACCUACAGCGAAGGCGCCCACUUCAGCGAGUCCCACGGCAGCCUCUCUUCGUCCACAUUCCUGGGGCCUGGGCUCACAGGCAAGGGCGGCGAGCGGGGCGGGUUCGCGGCUUUCGGGAGAGACGCGGCUGUCGGCGGCCUGGCUCAGGCUGGCUUCCUGUCCGGCGAGCUGGGCCUCGGCAGCCCCGGGCCGCUGUCGCCCUCGGACGUGAAGGGCAGCACCCCCUACUACGCCUCCUACCCCAGCAACCCCCGGCGCAGAGCCGCAGACGGCGGCCUGGACCCACAGCCGAAGAAGGUCCGGAAGAUUCCUCCUGGUCUCCCUUCCUCGGUGUACCCCGCCAGCUCAGGUGACGACUACGGCAGGGACGCCUCCGCCUACCCCGCCCCCUUCUACGUGGCAGACGGCAGCCUGCACCCCUCCUCGGAGCUCUGGAGCCCCUCGGCCCAGGCCGGCUUUGGGCCCAUGCUGGGCGGGGGCUCGUCCCCCCUGCCCCUCCCGGCGGGCAGCGGCGGCUCCGUGGGCGGCGGCAGCGCCUUCGGUGGCCUGCACCAGCAGGAGCGCAUGGGCUACCAGCUGCACGGAGCCGAGGUCAACGGUGGGCUCCCGGCCGUGCCCACCUUCUCGGCGGCCCCCGCGGCCGCGUACGGCAGUGUCUCCAGCCACACGCCGCCCGUCAGCGGGGCCGACGGCCUCCUGGGCUCCCGAGGGACCACGGCCAGCAGCUCCGGGGACGCCCUUGGGAAGGCACUGGCCUCGAUCUACUCCCCAGACCACGGAAGCAGUAACUUCUCCAGCCCCUCCACGCCCGUGGGCUCCCCGCAGGGCCUGGCAGGGACGUCGCAGUGGCCCCGAGCGGGAGCCCCCGAUGCCUUAUCGCCCAGCUACGACGGGGGCCUGCACGGCCUGCAGAGCAAGAUGGAAGACCACCUGGACGAGGCCAUCCACGUGCUGCGCAGCCACGCGGUGGGCACGGCCGGCGACGCGCACGGGCUGCUGCCCGGCCCCGGGGCGCUGGCCUCCGGCUUCCCGGGCCCCGUGCCGCUGGGCGGGCGCCACGCAGGCCUGGUCGGAGGCGGCCACUCCGAGGACAGCCUCGUGCACAACCACGCGGCCCUGCCCAGCCAGCCCGGCACCCUCCCCGACGCCUACAGCGGACUCGGGCGCGUGGGCGCGGCGGGCGCCGGCGAGAUCAAGCGGGAGGAGAAGGAGGACGAGGAGAACGCGGCCGCGGCCGGCGACGCCGAGGACGACCGCAAGGACAAGGCCCCGCGGCCCCGCCCCAGCCCAGACGAGGACGAGGACGACCUCCUCCCCCCAGAGCAGAAGGCCGAGCGGGAGCGGGAGCGCCGCGUGGCCAAUAACGCGCGGGAGCGCCUGCGCGUGCGCGACAUCAAUGAGGCCUUUAAGGAGCUGGGGCGCAUGUGCCAGCUGCACCUGAGCAGCGAGAAGCCCCAGACCAAACUGCUGAUCCUGCACCAGGCCGUGGCGGUCAUCCUGAACCUGGAGCAGCAGGUGCGAGAGCGGAACCUGAACCCCAAAGCGGCCUGCCUGAAGCGGCGCGAGGAGGAGAAGGUGUCGGGCGUGGUCGGGGACCCCCAGAUGGUGCAUCCGGGCGCCCACGCGGGCCUGAGCGAGGCCCACAACCCGGCCGGGCACCUGUGAGGGCCGCCCGCGCAGCAGGGACCGGCGCAGCCCGGGGCGCUGGGGUGCGGCGGCCGGGCCCGGGCCGCGCGCGCAGCUGCCCCAGAAGACGAUGCCUUACCCGAGCGGAGCGCGCGGCCGCGCCCGCGGGAGCCCAGCACCUCGUGCCUACGCAUAGUAUUUUUUUUAAGGAAAAUAAAAGGAAUGUUAGUUA